GUCGGCUACAUCCAAGUUCAACACAAAUAUCGUUGUGCAAUCGGUUCGAAGGAAUUAUGGCGAGUCGCGUUGUUUUCGUGCGUAAAACCUAAAAUCGUAAUGCUAUGGGUGAGAUAAUCGCUUUGAAAGUAUAUGACAAGUGUUUCGAGCGUUACAUUUUAGUAAAUCGCCGUUCUUUCGACCACAAAAUGGAUUUUACAAGUUCGCGAUAAUGGACUAUUUCGACGCCAGUUUCUUGUACAUCACCGGAUGCGAGGAUGUCCUACAAGACGACAGGCUUGGCCCAUGCGACCUGCAGGACCCGGUUUGGGGUAAGAUGAACUCCUUGACGGCCGGCGUCAAUAAGAAAAGGAAAAAAUCGGAGACAAAACCUCAAGCUCAAAUCAACAAAUGCAACAAUGAGAAACGUCGCCGUGAACAGGAGAAUAUCUACAUAGAAGAACUGGCCGAGCUGAUAUCCGCCAAUUUCGCGGACAUGAGCUCGUUGUCGGUAAAACCCGAUAAGUGCGCCAUUCUUCAGGAAGCAGUUAACCAAAUCAGGAGUAUCAAACAGCAGGAAAACGCCACCCAAUCGACCGACCCCGUCCAACAAGGGGAAGUCUCGUCCUCCAGGCCGACGAUACUCUCCAACGACGUCUACGGGCCUCUGCUCCUGGAAGCGUUGGAGGGGUUCCUGUUCGUUGUCAACAACGAGGGAAAGGUGGAACAUGUAACGGACAACGUUUCGACUUACAUAAAAUUCACGAAAGAAGAUGUAUUGGGCAAGAGCAUUUACAAUUUCAUCCAUCACGGUGACCACGCGAAGUUCCAUUCGAACCUGCUCCCCAUGACAAUUGAGUGGGGUACGGAGCAGCAAGUCAACAAAUCGAAAUCGAUCGAUAUACGGCUGCUGGUGAAGCCGCCCGACGAUCUGGACGAAACGAUCGAGGAGAAGCAGCAGCGGGUGAGCAGCUACGAAUUGAUGCAUAUAUCGAGCACGCAGCUUCGCGAUCACCUUUCGAUAUCCGAGGAAGACGGUAGUGAUAGUGGACCGUGUCUGUUGUGCGUCGCGUCGAGGAUCUCGCACAGGGACGCGAAUUCGUGCAGCAUCGAACAGUUUACCACUAAAUUGGACACAUCGGGUAAGGUUAUUUGCGUGGACACUUCGGGUUUGCCGGAUACGGUGGCGCAAUACAUUAAGGAACUGAAAAAUCGGGCCAUCAGGGAUUUGGUGCCGCAGCAGGAAGUGCACAAAAUUACCGCCCAUUUGAGGGAGACUAUUAAUUCGGGACAAUCGUCGAGCGCGAUUUAUAGGCUUCAAAUCGGACCCGAUAAGUUAGUACAAGUACAGACUAAAUCGAAAUUGUUCAAGACCAAUCCCCAUUCGAAUUCUGAUUUGGAUUUUAUUAUGGCAACGCACUCCAUCAUUGGCGAAAACGAUCUCGUAGGUCAAACGGAUGCGAGCAACGCCAACAGCAACCCAUCGAAUACGGGAGUCGGGGGACCUUUGUUGCCCAACGUGGUGAACGGCAACCGCAACGGCGUGCCCCUAAGUUCGGCCAGCGAGAGCUUCGCCAACGCCCUAUUGAACACCAGCACCACCUUCAGCACCUUCAAUCUCGACAACGAUUUCAACCUCGACAUUUUCCCAUCGUCCACGUUGGAAUUGGAAUCCAACAGUUGGCCCGAAGGUCGACCGGAUUCGAGGACGAGCAUAACGCCGACGCCGCGCCCGCCCAGCAACCCAUCCUACAGCAAUGCGCCCACCGUAGUGCAAUCGUCGCCGUUCUCGUCGCAGCCGAGCCCGACGAUGGCGAAUCCGCCGACGCCGGUCUCGGGCAAUCCGUACGGCGGCAACUUCUUCGGCUCGAUGAACGAGCAAGGGUACUCGAUGGGCGAGCAACAGCAACAACAACAGCAGCAACAACAGCAGCAGCAACAGCAGCAGCAGAAGGAUACCAAAGCGAACGUCCUGGAGGACGGCGGCAUGUCGAUGGCCGAUUCGAAUAAGUUGAGGAUAUUGCUGACGCAACGGCAGAACGUCAACAGCGAGACGGACGACAAGACGAGAGAUCCGAUAUUGACGGGCCUGCUGAACCAGAAGGACGAGGAGAGCUUGAGGAACGACAACAGGAGCAGUCCGAGGAGUUUGAUGGGCCGGACGGGAUCGAUACCGGGCCCGUCGGAUCCGCCGAAGAGUUCCUCUACUGCCGGGAACAAUAUGCUUAGAAUUUUAUUAAACAAGAGCGACGACGACGAUUUGGAGUCGAGAGCGGGAGUGAAGAAGAAGAGCGAAUUGUUGCAGCAACUGUUGAAUCCCAGCCGGGACGGAGACGACGACAAGAAGAACGAUCUUCAAUGCAACAACGACGCUCAGUGCAAGGACGUUCUGAUGAGAGUGUUAGGUUUUCCGCCGUCGCCGACGGACAAAAGCAGGAAAAGAUCAAUCGACGAUAAGGACGAUAAUACCAAUAGUAAACGAAGCACCGACGGUUCGCAGGUAUCGUCAUCGGCCACGAAGAAAGGUAGUACGUUACGAGAACAAAACAAGAUGUUGGCGAUGUUGUUGGAUAAACAAAAUCCGACCCCGCAAACGAUUCCGCCGAUUCCUACCACAGUGAUCACUGCCAAACCUUAUGACUCACUGCCAAAGAUCUCUGACCCUAACAAAUCUAUACAACUCGUUAUGAAUCAAAAUUCAAUGAACAACAGGAUGGGAGUCAAUAGAAUGGCUGGUCGUCCAUUUCAACAAACCGGAAACUACCUCAACGUUCUGUCCAAUACUAAUAAUUCUAAUAAUAAUAUGCAACGCAACGAUAGCCGCCAGAUGAAUCAGGUGAAUUCGAAUUGUUUCACGUCGCCCGCCACCUCGACCACCGACAACAACGCUCUGUGGGACAACAACAUCCAGGCCUCGGAUCCGCUGCUGUCGGAGCUCCUCGAUCAAGUUAUAGAUUUCGUGCCGGACGAAAUGAACAUGCCCGACAACGUCGACGGACAGCAGAACAACAAUUUCGCCCUCAGCGAAGCCGUCGCCAUCAACAACAUCCAGAAGGUGCUGAUGCAGUGCGAGAGCGUUCUCAAAAGUCCCGGAUCGCCUCCGAUCACUUUAUCGAGCAACACUCCUCCCGCGUAUUCUUCGUCGAACCUGAAUCAAAAUUCCGCUGGCGUUUUUCCGCCGCCGCCGAACUAUUCGCAAGCAAAUAAAUUUCAAAGGAUGCAAAUCCGCGGCUCGGCCGUCGGCGGUAAUCAGCAAUUUUCGAACGCCGCCCUGCAGCAAUUGCAGAGGAAGCAGCUGUUGUACCAGCAGGAGCAGAAACGGCGUUUGCUAAUGCAGCAGAAACAACAACAUUUGUUGAUACCGUCCAAUGCCGCAGCUAACGCCAACGAAAUAUCCAAUAACAUUAAUUCUAUACAGAGCAUCGAUAGCCUUUUGAAUAACACGGUGGCGCCGAACGUGUCGUUGCAACGUUCGUCGAGCGUACCGAACGAGCCUCAGUUAUCGCCGCCUUACGGUCAGACGUCCAGAGUGAGCAAUCAACAGCCUUAUUCGCCGCAUUCGCAGCUGGGUUCGCCCGCCUUUCCGCAAACUACCUCCGUCGGCAAUUACCAGAAUUCCGGCGCCGGCAUGUCGCCGCAGUCGCAAUUCAACGCCCAAUUGUCGCCGCGACAAGCCUAUCCCCAAAGCAACGCCCAGAACGCGACGUGGCAACAGCAACAGUCCAGGAUGCAGCAGAAUCCGAUGCUGAGCGCCCAGCUUACCAGACCGCCUCAGCAACAGCAGAGGUCCAUCAACAGUCCUGGAUCGGUAUCGAAUAGGCAUUCGCCCUACGGUACAAACGAUCAAUUUCCGCCGCCGAAUUCUCCAAAUUCGGCGUAUAAUAAUCAGUACCUGAGACAUCAGCGCGCGAACAGCGUGCCGAACGCGACGACGCAGCUGCCAGGUGGGCUGGGAUCACCCCGGUCAUACACAGGCAGGGACCACCAUCCUCACCUUUAUCCUCCCGUUCCUCCCCAUCCGCACACUGUUCCUCCCAUGAUGAGUUACCAACAAGAUUCCUCCCAGUACUGUUACGAUCAGACGGGUAUACCAAUAGCCUACAAUGGCUCGGACAGGGGUCGGGCUCCCCCGCCUCACCUUCAGCCUGGUGUAUCGGGCAGCAAUCCGACGUCGGAGUUCGUGCGGCAGGAAUUGCGCGCCGUCGUCGGAGCGAGGACGGCGCAAUCCCAACCGGCGGCGGGAGCGACGGCGCCGCCGAACAGGCCGCCCUCGCAAAUGCAACUGUCGCAACAGCAGCAAGUCAAUGAUCUCGAAACUCUAGGACUCAAUUUCGAUAAUAUGCCUACCGGUGCGAGUGAUAGCCCAAAACUGUGGGGCGCGAUGGGUUCAGAUAUGGGCUCAAUGUCUCCGCAGCCAGUCAACUCGAGGAAUACUAUGGAGGAGGGUCGACAAGGUGAUCAGAAGUCAUCGCUUCUGCAGAAAUUGCUCUCGGAGUGA
Messenger RNA from Phyllotreta striolata, 4477 nucleotides. Lineage: Eukaryota; Metazoa; Arthropoda; Insecta; Coleoptera; Chrysomelidae. The record is from the annotation of a GenBank genome assembly.